Zygotorulaspora mrakii is the source of this 417-nucleotide messenger RNA. RefSeq names its product Got1p (gene GOT1). The transcript has 2 exons. The record is from RefSeq and is a predicted model, not a curated record. The coding region runs from base 1 to 417 and encodes 138 amino acids. Gene Ontology annotation, cellular component: Golgi membrane; Golgi cis cisterna; endoplasmic reticulum. NCBI's taxonomy places the organism in Eukaryota, Fungi, Ascomycota, Saccharomycetes, Saccharomycetales, Saccharomycetaceae. Gene Ontology annotation, biological process: retrograde transport, endosome to Golgi; endoplasmic reticulum to Golgi vesicle-mediated transport.
AUGUGGCUGUCUGAAUCUCAAAAAUUCGGUGUCGCAUUCACCUUCGGCGGGUUUCUGUUCUUUGUGUUUGGAAUCUUCACAUUUUUCGACCGUGCGCUAUUGGCACUGGGCAAUGUGCUCUUCCUGGUCGGCGUGCUGCUCAUCAUAGGCACCCAGAAGACCUACGUUUUCUUCACAAGGCCGACCAAGAGACGCGGGUCAAUUUUCCUGGCCUGCGGCGUGCUGCUGAUCCUGCUCAAAUGGACCUUUGUCGGGUUCCUCAUAGAAUCGCUCGGCAUCGUAGGCCUGUUCGGCGAUUUUUUCGGAGUUAUCGUGCAGUUUCUGCGGUCGAUGCCACUCAUAGGGCCCGUUCUUUCCCAUCCGGUUAUAGCCCCCGUUGUAGACAAAAUCGCAGGUAUACGCGUGCUGCCAGUCUAG